ACAGAAGGAGGAAGGACAGCAGGGCCAACAGUCACAGCAGCCCUGACCAGAGCAUUCCUGGAGCUCAAGCUCCUCUACAAAGAGGUGGACAGAGAAGACAGCAGAGACCAUGGGACCCCCCUCAGCCCCUCCCUGCAGAUUGCAUGUCCCCUGGAAGGAGGUCCUGCUCACAGCCUCACUUCUAACCUUCUGGAACCCACCCACCACUGCCAAGCUCACUAUUGAAUCCACGCCGUUCAAUGUCGCAGAGGGGAAGGAGGUUCUUCUACUCGCCCACAACCUGCCCCAGAAUCGUAUUGGUUACAGCUGGUACAAAGGCGAAAGAGUGGAUGGCAACAGUCUAAUUGUAGGAUAUGUAAUAGGAACUCAACAAGCUACCCCAGGGCCCGCAUACAGUGGUCGAGAGACAAUAUACCCCAAUGCAUCCCUGCUGAUCCAGAACGUCACCCAGAAUGACACAGGAUUCUAUACCCUACAAGUCAUAAAGUCAGAUCUUGUGAAUGAAGAAGCAACCGGACAGUUCCAUGUAUACCCGGAGCUGCCCAAGCCCUCCAUCUCCAGCAACAACUCCAACCCCGUGGAGGACAAGGAUGCUGUGGCCUUCACCUGUGAACCUGAGGUUCAGAACACAACCUACCUGUGGUGGGUAAAUGGUCAGAGCCUCCCGGUCAGUCCCAGGCUGCAGCUGUCCAAUGGCAACAUGACCCUCACUCUACUCAGCGUCAAAAGGAACGAUGCAGGAUCCUAUGAAUGUGAAAUACAGAACCCAGCGAGUGCCAACCGCAGUGACCCAGUCACCCUGAAUGUCCUCUAUGGCCCAGAUGUCCCCACCAUUUCCCCCUCAAAGGCCAAUUACCGUCCAGGGGAAAAUCUGAACCUCUCCUGCCACGCAGCCUCUAACCCACCUGCACAGUACUCUUGGUUUAUCAAUGGGACGUUCCAGCAAUCCACACAAGAGCUCUUUAUCCCCAACAUCACUGUGAAUAAUAGCGGAUCCUAUAUGUGCCAAGCCCAUAACUCAGCCACUGGCCUCAAUAGGACCACAGUCACGAUGAUCACAGUCUCUGGAAGUGCUCCUGUCCUCUCAGCUGUGGCCACCGUCGGCAUCACGAUUGGAGUGCUGGCCAGGGUGGCUCUGAUAUAGCAGCCCUGGUGUAUUUUCGAUAUUUCAGGAAGACUGGCAGAUUGGACCAGACCCUGAAUUCUUCUAGCUCCUCCAAUCCCAUUUUAUCCCAUGGAACCACUAAAAACAAGGUCUGCUCUGCUCCUGAAGCCCUAUAUGCUGGAGAUGGACAACUCAAUGAAAAUUUAAAGGGAAAACCCUCAGGCCUGAGGUGUGUGCCACUCAGAGACUUCACCUAACUAGAGACAGUCAAACUGCAAACCAUGGUGAGAAAUUGACGACUUCACACUAUGGACAGCUUUUCCCAAGAUGUCAAAACAAGACUCCUCAUCAUGAUAAGGCUCUUACCCCCUUUUAAUUUGUCCUUGCUUAUGCCUGCCUCUUUCGCUUGGCAGGAUGAUGCUGUCAUUAGUAUUUCACAAGAAGUAGCUUCAGAGGGUAACUUAACAGAGUGUCAGAUCUAUCUUGUCAAUCCCAACGUUUUACAUAAAAUAAGAGAUCCUUUAGUGCACCCAGUGACUGACAUUAGCAGCAUCUUUAACACAGCCGUGUGUUCAAAUGUACAGUGGUCCUUUUCAGAGUUGGACUUCUAGACUCACCUGUUCUCACUCCCUGUUUUAAUUCAACCCAGCCAUGCAAUGCCAAAUAAUAGAAUUGCUCCCUACCAGCUGAACAGGGAGGAGUCUGUGCAGUUUCUGACACUUGUUGUUGAACAUGGCUAAAUACAAUGGGUAUCGCUGAGACUAAGUUGUAGAAAUUAACAAAUGUGCUGCUUGGUUAAAAUGGCUACACUCAUCUGACUCAUUCUUUAUUCUAUUUUAGUUGGUUUGUAUCUUGCCUAAGGUGCGUAGUCCAACUCUUGGUAUUACCCUCCUAAUAGUCAUACUAGUAGUCAUACUCCCUGGUGUAGUGUAUUCUCUAAAAGCUUUAAAUGUCUGCAUGCAGCCAGCCAUCAAAUAGUGAAUGGUCUCUCUUUGGCUGGAAUUACAAAACUCAGAGAAAUGUGUCAUCAGGAGAACAUCAUAACCCAUGAAGGAUAAAAGCCCCAAAUGGUGGUAACUGAUAAUAGCACUAAUGCUUUAAGAUUUGGUCACACUCUCACCUAGGUGAGCGCAUUGAGCCAGUGGUGCUAAAUGCUACAUACUCCAACUGAAAUGUUAAGGAAGAAGAUAGAUCCAAUUAAAAAAAAUUAAAACCAAUUUAAAAAAAAAAAGAACACAGGAGAUUCCAGUCUACUUGAGUUAGCAUAAUACAGAAGUCCCCUCUACUUUAACUUUUACAAAAAAGUAACCUGAACUAAUCUGAUGUUAACCAAUGUAUUUAUUUCUGUGGUUCUGUUUCCUUGUUCCAAUUUGACAAAACCCACUGUUCUUGUAUUGUAUUGCCCAGGGGGAGCUAUCACUGUACUUGUAGAGUGGUGCUGCUUUAAUUCAUAAAUCACAAAUAAAAGCCAAUUAGCUCUAUAACUAAA
Molecule: messenger RNA, 2594 nt
Organism: Homo sapiens (human)
Lineage: Eukaryota; Metazoa; Chordata; Mammalia; Primates; Hominidae
Gene: CEACAM6
Product: CEA cell adhesion molecule 6
Exons: 6
Coding region: 110-1144 (344 amino acids)
Cellular component (GO): apical plasma membrane; plasma membrane; cell surface
Source: RefSeq, marked reviewed